AGCAGGCACACACGUUGGGCAUUGGCGGGAGCGGAUUGAAGCGGAAGAAGCAAGCACGUGAUCAACUAGAAUGCAGAGGCACAAGGUGGUGCCUGGCAAUCGCCCAAUGCAGUGGAUUCGUGUAAAAGGCUCCGGGAACACGUGCCGUGCUUCUCAGCCAGGAAGCGAAAAGAUUCACGGCCCGCACCCGCAGCGGUAUAUAAGAGGGGCCAGCCUCCAAAGUGGGAGUGGGGGUGAUCGAUGGCAAAGAUGGUGGCCUCUAGUCCCAAGCAGCGAUCCAAUGGCUUCAUCUAUCGGGUGGUGUCGGACUCUGUCAUCGCAACCGCGGCUGCUGUAGCCGCUGCGGAUGCUAACAAGAGAGCGGUGGCGACCAACGUUACCAAGUGUGAGUGCUGUGGACUGGGAGAAGAAUGCACCGCCGGCUACGUGAAGCGGGUACAGCAGCAGUUUUGCGGCCAUUUCAUGUGUGGCUUGUGUGCCGAGGCUGUCAAGGAGGAGCAGGCAAGGAUCAAGGGUGGUGGUGGUGGCAAAGCAGUGGAGGACGCAAUCCAGGUGCACAUGAACAUAUGCAAGCAGUUCAACGUUACGGUGCGGGAGAACCCGGUGGCCGCUGCAACGAGCGCCAUGAGGCAGCUGCUGGUGCGCCGUGCAAGGUCGGGACUGCAACUGUCGAGGAGCACCAGCUGCAUACCCGCGCUGGCGGCAACAACCAAGGCGAGCAAGGCGGAGCAUCGGGGAGAAUAUUCCUGGCUCCCCAGCUCUCCCUGACUAGGGUAGCACGCCUGGAGCAUGGAGGUGAUGCAGUCGAGCUUAGAUAUGUGCGUAGCGUCCUUGUCCCUCGUCUUGGCCAUGCUCGUCUUCACUCUCAUCGCCUGCCUCUUUGGCGCUAUCAAUUUCGUCAACAGCCUCAUGUAGGAGGUAGGCGUCCAGUGAAAUUCGGGACUCGGGAUGGGCUGGGCUCAAUCAAGAGAAUAACUUGGGGAGAUCCGAGAUCUGGAUUGGAAUGCUCUCUCUCAUAUCUGUCUGAAUUAAAUAAAAGGGGUGGCGUUUUCCUUCCCCUUGUGUAAAUGAAUGCAGCGGAAGGAUAUUCCCAUAUCUCG
Messenger RNA from Selaginella moellendorffii, 1100 nucleotides. RefSeq lists its product as uncharacterized. Lineage: Eukaryota; Viridiplantae; Streptophyta; Lycopodiopsida; Selaginellales; Selaginellaceae. The record is from RefSeq and is a predicted model, not a curated record. Bases 241 to 768 code for a protein of 175 amino acids. The transcript has a single exon.